Messenger RNA from Brachypodium distachyon (stiff brome), 1860 nucleotides. RefSeq names its product putative FBD-associated F-box protein At3g50710. The record is from RefSeq and is a predicted model, not a curated record. Gene Ontology annotation, molecular function: protein binding. The transcript has 3 exons. The annotation marks the transcript as partial. NCBI's taxonomy places the organism in Eukaryota, Viridiplantae, Streptophyta, Magnoliopsida, Poales, Poaceae.
CUACUCUCCUUGCCUGAGGCCCCGAAGCAAACCCUAGCUGUGCCUGGGGCGGUGGAACUAGGACCUUGCAGAUAUACUCCGGAGAGGUGGAGGACAGCGUCCGCGGCGCCCUCAACCGAAGGGCGUGAAUACGCCGGCGUCGACCGCAUCAGCGACCUCCCCGACGGCAUCCUCGGCGACAUCGUCUCGUUGCUCCCCACCGCCGAAGGAGCCCGCACCCAGAUCCUCAAGCGCAGGUGGCGCCACAUCUGGCGCUGCUCCGCCCCUCUCAACCUCGAUUGCUGUACCUUGGUCGCCCGUGGCGGCGGCCGUGAGGCUGAAGAUGAACUCGUCGGUCUCAUACCGUCCAUCCUUUCUUCUCACCAAGGCACCGGCCGCCGCUUCCACGUCCCCUCGUCGCGCCACUCUGACCGAGCUGCUACCAUUGAAGCCUGGCUCCAAUCUGCUGCCCUCGACAAUCUCCAGGAGCUCGAUUUAUGGUGCACCCACACCUAUCUUUACGACUAUGUUCCGCUGCCACCCGCCGUCUUUCGCUUCUCCGCCACCGUCCGUGUUGUCACCAUCGCAAAUUGUAACCUCCGUGACAGCGCCGUCCAAGGCCUUCAAUUCCCACAACUUAAACAGCUCGGAUUCAAAGAUAUCAUCAUCAUGGAGGAUUCGCUGCACCACAUGAUUGCUGCGUGUCCAGAUCUCGAGUGCUUGAUGAUUGAAAGGAGCUUAGGUUUUGCUUGCGUCCGGAUCAAUUCCCUUAGUCUUAGAAGCAUCGGUGUGAGCACUGACCACCCUCACCCACAUGAGCUCCAGUUUGUGGAACUCGUCAUUGAUAAUGCACCUUGUCUUAAGAGAUUGCUCCAUCUUGAAAUGUGUUAUCACCUUGACAUGCAUAUAACAGUAAUCUCCGCGCCUAAACUGGAGACCUUGAGCUGCUGUUCUUCUGUGAGUCGCUCCUCCACCAAACUCUCGUUUGGCUCCGCGGCCAUUCAGGGAUUGCACAUUGAUAGCCUAACAACAGUGGUGCGCACUGUCCAAAUUUUAGCUGUAGAGAUGCAUUCUCUUUGUCUAGACACAAUUAUUGACUUCAUGAAAUGCUUUCCAUGUCUGCAGAAGUUGUACAUUAAGUCAUUUGUAAGUGGAAACAAUUGGUGGCAACGUAAACACCGGAACGUUAUCAAAUCCCUUGACAUCCGUCUCAAGACAAUAGCGUUGGAAAGUUAUGGGGGCAAUCAGUCUGACAUCAACUUUGUCACAUUCUUUGUCUUGAACGCGAGAGUGCUAGAGUUGAUGACAUUUGACGUUUGUUCUGAGCAUUACACUGUGGAGUUCUUGGCAGAGCAAUAUAGGAAGCUUCAGCUAGAUAAGAGGGCUUCAAGAGCCGCUCGGUUCCAUUUUACAAGUAACCGAUGUGUCCGUGGUAUUCCGUAUAUCGGACGUGCCGGUGAUUUGGAUUUAACAGAUCCAUUCAGAUUUUGAUGUUGAUGUUAGCACGUGGUUCGGUCUGUUUUAGAGCUAUUCUUGCCUAUCAAAUGUUCUCAUGUUGACACCAGUCCAAACUUGAGUAGUUUCCGUUUGUCUGCAGUAUUUUCAGUUUGUAUUACCCGGAACCUUUUGCGUUUAAAAAAAGCUAUGUGGGUCAUUAGUUUGUAUUAUUCUCCAGAAUUUACAAAACAAGUGGCCGUGCACAAUCCCAAUGAAAUGGUAAGACGACUGAUCAACAGUGCCAGCUACAGGCGCAGAAGAUUAUCUUUCAAGGUGCUCAUUUUGACUUUUUUUAGGAUCAUACCUUUGACUAGAUGAUUGAUAUCAACGUCCAAUGUAUUUUAUAACUGUGAUCGAUCAAUAUUAUGCUUCAUGUUGGUUGCA